ACCUGAAGUGGUUUGUGAAUGUUCUCUUGUUCAUUGUGUUGGAUUGGGUUCAUCUGAUCCUCUGAAACCCAAUCCAGCUCUGCCUCCUUCUUCGUGCCCUCCGUCUCCCCGCGCGCGCGUCACUGCAGCGCUUCUCCGCGCGUCCUGUAGCUCAGUAAUAAUUAACCACCCCCUGAAGCGUUCUUUUAUUGAUCCGGACUUUCAUUCCGACGGAUUCGGUUUUAUCGAUCUGGAUUCAUUGAGCCGCAGGGCUGGAUCAUUUCACGACUCUCGCUGGCGGGACGAAAGACGCGCUUCUCUGGGUGUUUCGCGCGCCACUGAUCCGGACAGCUGAGAGUCCUCAGGAGCGCAGCCCAGGGGUGUUCAGUCGCAUUGGGAGCUGGCUGUCGUGGGGUUGGGGCGGCCAGGUGCUGAGCGGAGAUGAGCCCACCUCCGAGACACAGCGAGAGGAGGCGUCUGACGAGGACCACAGAGAAACCAGCCUCCCAACUGCUGGUGCACAUGAAACAGAUAGUCCUGCAGUAGGUGAAACCGUUUCAGCAGAGAAAAGCCCUUCCCUGAGCCGGAAUGCCAAACAUCUGAGAAGCUUCUGUGGAGGGGGAGACGGGACGGGGGAGAGGACAGGAGGUGAACAGAAAACCCAGGUGUGCCAGGAGAAAACAAGUGAAAACAGAAGCAAACGUAGUCAGUCGUUUGAGAGCUACAAAAGGAGAUCAUCACCUGACAUCUCUGAUCAAUAUAAGACAGAGAAAAUGGGACGGAGGAGAUCUGGAAGAAGGAGGCGGAGCUCUCAUGGAGAUGUGGGCGGGUCUCAAACUAAAUCCCCAACCAAUACUGAGCCUGAUAGUCCUGCAGCAACCAGUUUGGCCACCAGCCCACAGACGGCAUGUGCUGACUCAGUUUUUGAGGAGGCGGAAAAUAACGCUCUGGAAUGCUCCGGAGCAGAAGAGCCGAACUCAGGUAACCGUGAGGAUGUUGUCCGAGCAGAAUGGGUGGAAGCGCACCUGAGCGAGGACGCAGCUGAUUCACCGAGUUCCCCAGAUCCGCCCGUCCUUGCCGCGCUGGCCUUCGUCACUGAUUCAGACAUGGACGAGGAACCUGUGGUGAGGCUGACAGAGAGCGCUGAAUCCAAACGCAGGAGUAUCAAGGUGUCUCACAGUGAGAAGAUCUUUGCUAAAAAGGUGGUAGUCACCUCAGAGGACCCAAAUGAAGAUCAUCAUGAGAAGUUUAAAAUCACAACGGAUCCCAAACAGCCGAGAUCUGAUGAGAGAGUGAGAUGUCCAGAGGACAGAGUGGACGGCACUACUGUGAAGUCCAGUCAUCAAAAGGGCCGAAUCGCAGACAAGAUCAGUAUGUUUGAAAGAGGAGCGAACAAAGCUGCUAGUAGCUCCACAAACCCACGUCAUCUGGAUAUUUCUCCAGCUCGAAAUGUGGCUAAUCGUCUCACAGAACAUGCUGGAACGCGGCCCAGUUCUGCACCUCCGAAGCAAACGGUUAAAGAGAGGGCGAUGAAUUUCGCUGCAGGGCAGAGGGGAGAAGAGAAGUUAACAUUGUCGUCUGGAGUGUCUGGUCAUACAUUGAAGGAAGGACAGUCAAAAACAGCUGGUCAUACGGAAGCAUCUUGUUCUGGAAGUUUUGAAAAAUCUACAGCAAAUACCAGCGGAGAACUCAAACCCAUAGAUCAAACAGACUCCAAAUCCCACAAUGCAACACAAAGCAAACCAGCAUUGUCAGAGAGCACAAGUGACAUUGGGAAUAAAGAGUUGGAUUCUGUCUUGACAGUUUCAUCUCCUACUGACGAGACCCCUCAGGUGAAAUCACCAAACCGGACAAGCUCACGAUCUAAAAAACGACGAAGCAAAGAUACGGCUCAACCGCUCAGCCCCACCAGCAAGAACAAACAAGAAGUGGGUCAAGGUAAACAGGAAGUCAUGCACAACACAGCGCCUGAUAUUGAUCUAAAACCUCUUGUAGAUGCAGAAGACCAGUCUUUAAAAAGCACUUCUGGUGAGGAGGUCACAAGCAAAAAGACUAAAUUUCCUACAAAGUUGGAGAAAGCAGCAGAUGUAAUGCAAAGCACGGAGACAACAUCAAACACUGACUCAAAGAGGUUACAAAAGGCUCCACGUAUGGGCUCAAAAGGUUUCAAAGAAAUGAAAAGCGUGGAUGAGAAGGAGGGAGAGAAUAGGAGUCACUUUGAAUCACAGAUAGUGACCACUGCUUCCAAGGCAUCCAGCUCCCAAACUGAGAACAGCUCAAAUGAAGUGAAGAUAGAACGGACAGGCAUUGACUCAGAGCAACAGAAAAACAGCAACAAAAAGCAGCCUGUUCAACAGAGCUUAGAAGGAGAGCAGGGAGAGGGGCGGAAGAACAGAGACACGAUUGUAAACACAUUGUUUGGAGAGUCAGGGAAACUAGAUCCAUCUGUGACAAGAGAAGAGAAACCACCAUCCCCAGAGGACAUGAAAGCGGCCAACUCUAAAGACUCCUUUGAGCCAGCCAAUAGCAGCACUGCAUCGUCUAGGAAAGAUGCCAUGCGGAAUAGAGAGAGUGAGACAGAUAUGUUGGUCUUACCUGAGAAAGACACCACUAGGUGUGUGCAUAAAGCGAAAAAUACCCCUGAAAAUGAUCCAAAAUCAGACGAGACACAAAGACCAUCAAAGCCAAGCCACAAGAGUAAAGAAAAAGACUGUGUGACUGAGGUAACCACUCAGAGCAAGAAAAAAUGCAAUGCGACAGAAGCAAGUGAACAACUGAAAACUACUGAGACACACAAACACAGUAAUGACGUCAACACAUCAAAGCAAAAUAUAGAAGGACAAACUACAACUAAACCAGGUAAAUCAAAGGACACCUCAGCUGUAAAGCCCAAUGACGGUAGGCAGGAAGACACAACAAUUACUCAGAAUACAGAGAAAAACUCUUCUACUGAAUCGUACGAUCAGACUAAAGAAAAAGAUGCUUCAACAAGUAGGGCACUGGCAACACCAAACCCUGCAUUGGUAAAAAAACAAAAUGAUGAAAUUGACACCAUCAUUUCAUCUCAGAUUCCACCUACAGAAGGAAGCGGGCCACCCCCACAGAGCCAAUCAGAGAACCGAGAAGAACAGAAGACACGGACAGCAUCCAGUAAAAUGGACUUAAAACAGCAACAACAAAAGCCAGGCGCUGAAACUAAAGACGGAGGCACAAACAAAACCAAGAGUAAAGUCACUAGCACAGAAAUUACAUCCAUAGUAAAUGGAGACAUAAACUCUGUAGAGACAGAAGAAAAAAUUCUUAGCUCUAGCCAUGAAAAUACUUUUCCUGUAAUACCACCCAAUAAUGAGAAUCUAUCUCUGCGCUCAGCGAAAAAGAAGCCCACUUCGUUGUCAUCAACAGCCAAUGAAGCAUCUACCGAACAGUCUGGCCAGGCCAGUGAAAAGAUUACCUCUAAACCAGCCUCAAGUGAUGACAAGAACACAACUUCGGUUUUACCUAAUGAAAAGAACACAACUCCAUCAGACUCAGCUAAUGAAAAGACCACAUCUCCACAAGCCACAACCAAUGAGACAACCUCCCCUUUGCCUGCCUCAACUAAUGAAAAGACUACGCCACCACAAGUCUCAACCAAUGAGACAAUCUGCCCUUUGCCUGCCUCAACUAAUGAAAAGACUACGCCACCACCAGCAUCAACCAUUGAGACAACCUCCUGUUUGCCUGCCUCAACUAAUGAAAAGACUACGCCACCACAAGUCUCAACCAAUGAGACAAUCUGCCCUUUGCCUGCCUCAACUAAUGAAAAGACUACGCCACCACAAGUCUCAACCAAUGAGACAAUCUGCCCUUUGCCUGCCUCAACUAAUAAAAAGACUACGCCACCACAAGUCUCAACCAAUGAGACAAUCUGCCCUUUGCCUGCCUCAACUAAUGAAAAGACUACGCCACCACCAGCAUCAACCAUUGAGACAACCUCCUGUUUGCCUGCCUCAACUAAUGAAAAGACUACGCCACCACAAGUCUCAACCAUUGAGACAACCUCCCCUUUGCCUGCCUCAACUAAUGAAAAGACUACGCCACCACAAGUCUCAACCAAUGAGACAAUCUGCCCUUUGCCUGCCUCAACUAAUAAAAAGACAACGCCACCACAAGUCUCAACCAAUGAGACAAUCUGCCCUUUGCCUGCCUCAACUAAUGAAAAGACUACGCCACCACAAGUCUCAACCAAUGAGACAAUCUGCCCUUUGCCUGCCUCAACUAAUGAAAAGACUACGCCACCACCAGCAUCGACCAUUGAGACAACCUCCCCUUUGCCUGCCUCAACUAAUGAAAAGACUACGCCACCACAAGUCUCAACCAAUGAGACAAUCUGCCCUUUGCCUGCCUCAACUAAUAAAAAGACUACGCCACCACAAGUCUCAACCAAUGAGACAAUCUGCCCUUUGCCUGCCUCAACUAAUGAAAAGACUACGCCACCACAAGUCUCAACCAAUGAGACAAUCUGCCCUUUGCCUGCCUCAACUAAUGAAAAGACUACGCCACCACCAGCAUCAACAAUUGAGACAACCUCCCGUUUGCCUGCCUCAACUAAUGAAAAGACUACACCACCACAAGUCUCAACCAAUGAGGCAGCAUCAACCAUUGAGACAAUCUCUGCUUCAACAGGCUCCAGUGAUGACAUGAACAAACCUCCACCAGCCUCAACUAAUGAAAAGACUAUGCCUCCACCAGCAUCAACUAUAGAAAAAAUCUCUGCUUCAUUAGGCUCCAAUUAUGACAUAAACAAACCUCCACCAGCCUCAACUAAUGAAAAUAAGACAACUCCAUCAGAUUCGAUCAAUGAAAUAACCACACCUCAAAAAGCCACACCUCCACCAGCCUCAACUAAUGAGGUAAUAUCCAGUUUACCCACCUCAACUAAUAUAAAGAUAACACCUCCAUCAGACUCAGCUAACAGAAAGACAAGUGAUGAAAAGACUACGCAUCCACUAGCAUCAACUAAUGAAAAGAUCACACAUUCACCAGACUCAUCUAAUGAAAAGGCAAAGCCUCCACCAGCCUCAACUAAUGAGACAACCUCCACGUUGCUCGCCCAAACUAAUGAAAACACCACGCCUCCAACAGCAUCAGCUAAUGAAAAGGCCACGCCUCUACCAGCAUCAACCAUUGAAAUAACCUCCACAUUAUUAGGCUCAACAAAUGACAAGACCACAUCUUCUCCAUCAUCAACCGAUAAAUCUACCUCCACUUUAUUAGGCUCAGGUGAAUACAAGACCACACCUCCAUUAGUCUUAACUAAUGAAACAACUAAAACUCCCCUAGAUUCAACUAAUGAAGAGACUACAGCCUCAACUAAUGAGACAAUCUCCACGUUGCUCGUCCAAACUAAUGAAAACACCAUGCCUCCAGCAGCAUCAGCUAAUGAAAAGGCCACGCCUCUACCAGCCUCAACCAAUGAGACAACCUCGACUUUACCAGCCUCAAGUAAUAAAAAGACCACCUCUACAAAAUCUUCAACUAAAGAACAUGCUCCACCUCCAGCCAAAACCGAUUCACCAUUCUCCAAAGAUAAGACUACUAAAAAUGAGAGGACAUCGCUACCACCGCCAGCAUCCUCCUUCCCACUAACCUCUACCAGUGGAGAGAAUAUAACUCCACUUCCUUCAUCCAAAGAAAAGACAGUAUCACCACCAGAUUAUAACAAUGGGAAGACCCCACCUUCACCAGCAUCAGUCAAGCAAAAGACCUUGCCUCCUCAUGCCUCAACCAUAGAGAAGAUUUCCCACACGUUGCCAUCAGCCAGUGAGAAAUCACCAUCUCCCUCCAGCAAAUCUACAGAUCCAGCCACAAGAAAAAAGGAAUUUACCCCCAAACCCUUCCACCUUCCACAAAUCCCCUCUGCACCUGGAAGCUCCUCCCUGAACAGGGACUCUCCAUCUAGCUGGCUUGAUGUGGAUUACCAACGUCCUAAAAGGAAGAAGCAGUUGAUUUCAGAACCAAAACCUAACCUCAGCGCAUCUGUGAGUGAGACCAACCUGGAUACAUCAGGAGAAUUCGACCCAGAUGACUUCAUUGCAAAUGUGAAAAGGCUAGCAAUGCCGUUCAGUCUUCCUCAACGCAAACACAACCAACAUCGCCUGCAAGCCCCUCCGUUUGUCCUGCCUGCCAUCAGAGAGGACCGGUUUGAGAAACCCUUUGAUCCGGAGGAGUUCCAGCAUGGCUUGAGGAGAAGGAGGGAAUUCAUUUUGGAUCUGGCUACUAGUUCAGUAUCCAAGAGUCAAGACACAGAGGCCGAGAAAGAGAACACCAAACCUAAGUGGACAAAACCUGAGCGUGAGAGCAUCCUCACUAGGUCCUUGAUCUUCCAGAGAUCAAAGAAGAAGUCUGAAAUGGAUGAGGGAGAAAAAAAGGAGGAGUCAGAUAUAAGUACAACAGAACCACUGAAAACAAGGUCUCGUUUGGAGAGGUGCUCCAUUGUCAGCGCUCUACGCAGCCCCAGCAAAUUGAGACGCAUGGAGUUUUUAAGCCCCACUGAGUGUCCUUCAGAUGGGCUGUUCUCACCCAGCGAUGCUCCUGGAUCUACAUCACCUCCACAAUCACAGCUGGCACCAACUGCAGAAUCACCCGAACAGGUCAUGGUAGAGGAAGUCCUAGCAAAGAAUGAUGGCCGCUCUUCCCCGUCUGGUUCUAAGGUUAUUUUAAAACCUGUGUCUGCCAUGACACCUGACCUCAAAACAACUUCAAGGAACCAAACAGUCACUAUGGCAAUAGACACUAAUGCACCUCCUAGUGAUACCCAGACUAGUUCUCAGGUUGUUCUAAAGCCUACUACGAAAGAUGGACCUACGCAAACAACUGACUUGAAAACAGCUUCAUUAGAUCCCCAGGUCACAAUGUUAACAGACACUAAUUCUCCUCCUACACCUAGUUGUACCCAGUCUGGUUCCCAGGUUGUUCUAAAACACACCAAGGACGAUGGACCUACCAUGACACCUGACCUUAAAAUACCUUCGAGAGACCCCACAGUUACUGUGUUAACAGACACUAAUGCACUUUUACAUCCCAGUGGUACCCAGACUACUUCCCAGGUUGUUCUAAAACCUACUAAGGAUGAUGGACCUACCCCGAAACCUGACUUGAAAACAACUUCAGCAGACCCUCCAGUUACUAAAGCACCACCACUUCUUAGCAGUAUCCAGACUGGUUCUGAUGUUGUUCUGAAACCUGAUGGACCAACACUAAUGCCUGACCUGAAAACAACUACAGUAGACCCCAUUGCCACAUUGGUAACAGAUGCUAGUGCUCCUCCACCACUUCCUUCCUUUGAAGACAUCAAGUUGCCUAGUAUCCUGGAGAAAUUUCUUCCAAAGGAGUCUGAAACCACUCGAUCAUCAAAUAAGAUCGACCCACUGGUGGCUAGAGAAAGUGCUUCCAUACCUGGUCUAGUGGAUCUGAAUACGACUGUUGACAUAGCUGACAGGAAAACCCAAGAAGUUACGAUUCCACCUGCACCUCAAGUUCCAGAAGCUCAAAUCCUUCAAGCUAAACCUCAGAGAGAACUCCCAAAUAUUCCAACUGCUCGUGGAAUCCAUCGGCGUCCUGCAAAGAUUGUGAUAUUUGAGCACCAUCAGUUCAACGGUCAGUCCUUUGAGUUCUACAGGGAUCAACCUGAUGCUACACAAAUGCAGCUGUCCAGUGUGAUAUCUGUGAAAGUGGUCAGAGGAUGUUGGAUACUGUAUGAGAAACCAGGAUUUGAGGGACGUUGCAUCGCUCUGGAAGAGGAAGGUGUUGUCGAACUGCCCAAUGAGUGGGCAGAAGAGGGCGAAGAAACAUCAGCCCCUGUUGUCAUUGGCUCAAUCCGCCUGGCUGUCAGAGACUACACUCCUCCCCGGAUAGAGCUGUUCACCGAGCCCACUGGCAUGGGCAGAAGCUCUGAGUAUGUGGAUGUCACUGAGGAAGUGGGCAGUUUCGGCCUUCCUCAGAACACCGGCUCUAUCAAAGUCCACAGUGGUCUGUGGUUGGUUUACAGUGAUCCAGGUUUCCAGGGUCUGCUGGCAGUGUUGGAGACCGGAGAAUAUCCGUUUCCCGAGGACUGGGGUUUCCAGUCGCCGAUUGUGGGCUCUUUGAGGCCCCUGCGCAUGGGCCUUCCGAAAGUAGAGAACCCGACUGCAGUGAAGGCGGUGCUGUAUGAGAAGGCCGGUCUGGAGGGUCGCUGCGUGGAGGUGCAGGGAGACGUGUUUUCCUUUGGCAGGAUGGAAACAGACCCGGACGAUCACGGGCUGAACUGUGUGGAAUCACUGAAGAUCCUCGGAGGCCUGUGGGUUGGAUACGAGCACGAGGGUUUUGACGGGCAGCAGUUCAUCCUGGAGGAAGGAGAGUAUUUAGACUGGAGAGACUGGGGCGGGACGGGGCAGAAGCUGCUCUCUCUGCGGCCCGUCCUCAUGGAUUUCUCUCCCCCUCAUAUGAAGAUGUUUAGUGAGCUGGACUUUUCAGAGCGGGGCGUCAGUAUCGACCUCCUGGAUCCCCUGGAAAACGUGGCCAACACACACUACGGCACGCAGACCCGCUCCAUCGAGGUCCUGGCAGGAGUUUGGGUUGCGUUCGAGGAGCCCGGGCUCUGCGGUCAGCAGUAUGUUCUGGAGAAAGGUCUGUACGGAAGCCCGGAGGAUUGGGGCGCGUCUGACAGCCGAAUCUCCUCUGUGAUCCCAGUGACUCUGGAAAAUCUAGAAAACUCCUGCCACUUCCAGAUCCAGCUGUUUUCUGAGCCUGGAUUCGGUGGGACGUCUGUACUUCUGCAGGACUCAUUACCCACAAUGCCUGAAGGGUUCACCAUGUGCUCCUGCAGGGUUUUUGCUGGAAGCUGGCUGGCGUUCAGUCGUGAGUGUUUCUCUGGGCAUCAGUGUGUUCUGGAGGAAGGUGUUUAUCCAGAUCUGAAGACGAUGGGCUUCACACAACCCAACACAUCAGUGCUGUCCAUCCAACCCAUCGAACACGAAUUCUCUCUGCCGUCUAUCGAUCUGUUCGAGCGUUCGGGAUUCAAAGGAAGGAGAACUUUACUGAAGUCCAGCUCUGUGAACCUGCAGCUGACGGACAGCUGUACCAGAGUCUCGUCCAUACUGGUGGAGGGCGGCAUGUGGGUUCUGUAUGAGGCCAGUAACUUCAGAGGGUCUCAGUUCCUGCUGAAGCCUGGCGCCAUUCCCGAUUGGCCCAAACUCUCCUCCUGGCUUCGAAUCGGAUCGCUCCGGCCACUCAUUCAGAAACAAAUGUUUUUCCGUUUGCGGAACGAAGAGGCGGGGCUAAUGAUGUCUGUCACCGGGUCACUCGAUGACAUCAAACUCAUGCGAAUCCAGGUGAACGAGGAGACGGGCGGAGUGGAUCAGAUCUGGGCCUAUCGGGACGGUCGCUUGCACUGCAAGUGGCUGCUGGACUGCUGUGUGGAUGUGGGUUCUGGUGUUCUGAUGCCCGGCGCUCGAGCCGUUUUGUCUGCAGAACCUGAAAAACCUCAGCAGCUCUGGAACAUCACGAGCGACGGGAUCAUACGGAAUAAUGUCGAACCAAACCUUGUCCUGGAGGUCAAAGGAGGUCAGCAGUUUGACAAAAGACAGAUUAUUCUCAAUGAAUUCCACCCAAACAAAAUGAAUCAAAGAUGGUCCCUGGAGAUCCUCUGAGCUGAUUCACCUCCACGCAGCUCCGUCGUGGGACCUACUGCUCUGUGGCAGAGCUGCACCGGGGGGACCAGCGUCCUGUGAGGCAGCUGCACCACAGGGACCAUGAGCGAUGGAAAUCUCAUUCUCAUCAGUGGAUGGAAUAUGAUCAUAUUCUACUGGACAUUGUAUUACUUUUUAUAAACUGUCAUUUAGAGACGUCCAAGCUGCCUUUACAAAAGCACAUACUUGAACAAUAAUAAUGUUUCGUUUUACUUUGUACCUGUAUGAACAUUUGCUUCUUUUCAGCUGUAUAAAAACACGAUGUGUGUUUAUAAGUAAAUGUUUGUUUUGUUAAUUA
Molecule: messenger RNA, 9984 nt
Organism: Ctenopharyngodon idella (grass carp)
Lineage: Eukaryota; Metazoa; Chordata; Actinopteri; Cypriniformes; Xenocyprididae
Gene: crybg1b
Product: crystallin beta-gamma domain containing 1b
Exons: 22
Coding region: 753-9647 (2964 amino acids)
Source: RefSeq, a predicted model, not a curated record